Molecule: messenger RNA, 2888 nt
Organism: Agelaius phoeniceus (red-winged blackbird)
Lineage: Eukaryota; Metazoa; Chordata; Aves; Passeriformes; Icteridae
Product: prospero homeobox protein 2
Biological process (GO): regulation of transcription by RNA polymerase II
Cellular component (GO): nucleus
Molecular function (GO): RNA polymerase II cis-regulatory region sequence-specific DNA binding; DNA-binding transcription factor activity, RNA polymerase II-specific
Source: RefSeq, a predicted model, not a curated record
AUGCCUGGCUGUGCCUGGAGGUUUCUGUCUGAGUCGUUCCCUGGUGAAAUAGUUUUUGCAGGGGAGCAGGGAUGCCAUGGAAAUCUGGGAGAAAAAAAAAUCUUUGGCCCUGUGCUUGGAAAACUGCUCUGUAUGAGGUCCUCUUUCUUGCUCUUUCUCCAGUUCCACAGCACUAGCAGGCUGAAACAUCAAACAUCUGAGCCUGCCAGUCUGUCCAGGCAGGAAGAAGAUACGAUGGACAGCAGGACUGGCUUUGAGCGGGAUAGAGACCGUGCCACUUCAGGGCAUGGCCAGGGGCUGAAACUGGAGCCCUGUUUCCAGACUAACUCUCUCCUGCCUUCCCCCAGUGCAUCCCUGAUUCCACAGCUCCUCAGCCACACAAUGGUUGGCAGGAACAUGGAUCCCACCGUUCUUUUCCCUUCCUCUCAGGCAGUGGCCCUGCCUCAUGACUACAAAUGUGGUGCAUGUCCUGGAGAAGAAGCACAAGCCCUGGCUUUCCCCAGGACCCGUGUCCCAGCUCCCCUGCCCUGUGCUGGUGGUGGGGAUGAGCUCUCCAACCAGCACCCACGGGAGCAGCUCUGUGACCAGCACCUACGAGCCAAGCGGGCCAGGGUGGAGAGCAUCAUCCAGGGCAUGAGCCUCCCACCAACCCCGCAGGCAUCUGACAUGAGCCUGGAGGCAGCUUUUGGGCAUGAGAGGGAAAGGGGUGGGGAAAUGCCCCAGGAGAGCAAGAGGAAGCCAAGAGUGCCCCAGCAGGGCAUGGGGGCAGCUGGAAGAGUGGCUCCCACAGGGGGCAGCUCCCAUGCCAAGGGCUGCCAGCAGCUGAAAGAGCAGCUCUGCUUCUUAGAGCAGCAGCUGAGGUGGCUUCAGGAGAAGUUCUACCAAGUCUGUGACUCUGAGGAUGCUGCCCAAACACAGGAAGAUUCAGAGAAAGUGCAGCCACUGCCUGGAAAGCCUGAAGACAGACUGAACAAGGACAGUGCCACUGCCACCAGCAACCCACGCCGAGUGCCUCUCAGGAGGAGUGUCCUGGAGGCGUGUGGGCUGGAGGAGGCUGAGGACAGAGGUGACACAGGUGGCCUGCCCUCGUCAGUGAGGGUACUCUCACAGGCACUGAAGCAUGAGCUGUCUGUGGUGACAUGCCAGGUAGUGGACUCUGUCCUGAAGACUCUCUGGCCAAAGGCAGACAGCCACAUCCAGAAGCAGCUCCACAGCCUUCCGAUGCUGGGGCCAGAUGCCAGGAGAGAGUAUUCUGCUGGUGGGAAAUGCAGAAAGCCACUUGCUAAGCCAUCUGCCAUGAAUGCACCAGGCUCCCUGGGCUCACCCCAGGCUGAGGCCCUGACAGGAGCUUUGGGGAAGAGCCUGGGUUCUUAUGCUGCCUCCUUCAGCUCAAAGGGGGUCAGAAAAUCCUCUCGGGUACCCAGCAUGGGUUAUUCCCUGGGCUCAGCCACGCCUGUCCAGCACAGCCAGCUGCUGAGCCAGCUGUUGGGCUAUGGCCAGCACAGCCCCUGGGGCAGCGACUCUUGUGAGAGCCCAUCUGCUCUGGAGAGGGGUUGUCCAGAGCCCCUCAAGCUGUCCUGGGGAUCUGUUAAACUGAGGUCAUCGAUUGCGAGACAGCAGCAGCACCAUCCCCUGCCCCUGAGCCCUGCCAGCAUGGAGAGCCUGGCACUGCUGCCAGCUGGCAGGGAUGGCCAUGGUGAGCUGCCAGCUGCAAAUGAUGGAACACCCUUUGCCUCGACCCACAUACAGGAGGCGCUGACCCCCGGGCACCUGAAGAAGGCCAAGCUGAUGUUUUUCUUCACCCGCUACCCCAGCUCCACUCUGCUGAAGACCUACUUCCUUGACGUGCAGUUCAGCCGCUGCAUCACCUCCCAGCUCAUCAAGUGGUUCAGCAACUUCCGUGAGUUUUACUACAUCCAGGUGGAGAAGUUUGCCCGGCAGGCCCUGCUGGAGGGUGUUGUGGAUGCUUGCACUCUCCAGGUCUCCCGGGACUCAGAGCUCUUCCGUGCCCUCAACAUGCACUACAACAAGGGGAAUGACUUUGAGGUGCCAGGGCGCUUCCUGGAGGUGGCCAGCCUGACACUGCAGGAGUUCUUCAGUGCCGUCAGGGCAGGCAAGGAUGCUGACCCCUCCUGGAAGAAACCCAUUUACAAAAUCAUUUCCAAACUGGACAGUGACAUCCCAGAAGGGUUCAAAGCUGCUGGCUGCUCCCAGGAACUGCUCCACAGCUGAGUCUCUGUGAAAGCAGCCCUGGGUUGUGUGUGCAGCCACCAUGUGCACCUCAUGGGCACUCUGUACAGUACCUGUUUUUUGGGGUAUUCUCUCUCUGAGAGCCAUGCACUCUCUGUAAGACAGCUCCUUAGGUGAGGCCUAUCACUUGCCUCAUGUGCUGGGAUUUUAUGCUGCAUUGCAUAUGCUGCAUUAUGCGCCUUUUAUUCUGCUGCUCAGAACUGGUGAGGACCACCAGAAGGGAGGGACAGAGAUGAAGCCAUCAGGUUGGAGCCUGAGAAGUUGCCCUGUCCCAGCUCUCCCUAUGAUCCUGACUGAGCUGCCUUCAUUCUCUCUUUCAGAGGGUCAAAUACCAGGGCAAACAGCCUUGCUGUUUAUAAAACAGGAAGAGGUCCUAGUAGUGGGCAAAGUUUCCUUGGCACAGCAGACUAGCGGAUGUACUGAGUCCAAAAGCAUGACUCAGAUUCUGUCCAGAUACAACACACCAGUGUCCAAAGAAAACAGCUGGUGAAUUCCAGCGCUUCAAGCACUCCAUGGGGAUAGCUGUUCCUGUCUGGGAUAUGUAAAAACUAUGUUUGUUGUAGCCAACAAGAAUAACAGUCUCCUCCACCUCCCCUGUGCUGUUAGACCAGACCCCCCCGUGCAGCUGUGUGCUGUGG